UUCUCCACGCCAGAUGCAACAUCGACACGCAGCACCGCCGCCGCCGCCCUCGACGCCUCCCCAGCGGCCCAGCCCCCCCGCCUGCUCCACGUCACCUGCGCCAGCUGCGCCGUCCACAUUGGCUUCUACAACACGGCCAUCGCCUCCGUCGUCCUCUUCAAGUGGCAGACGACCUGUCAGACGACCGCCACCGUCGCCGCCUCCGCCGCCUCGCCGCUGGCCGAGAGCGCACCGCCCACGGGCGCAGACUGCCUCGCGGCGACGCUCCUCGCGACGCUCUCCCGCUCCGGCUCGUCCAAGUCCGUCAUCGUGCCCACGGUCCAGGCGCCGCCAAACCCGAACAACGACGACGGCGGCGGAGAGCAGCAGCAGCCGGCCCUGCACGUCUGGGUCCUCAACAGCAACAUCACCUACGCCUCGAGCCUCCGGCCCUCAGCCGGGCCCCGCUCCGCCCUGAAGCUCCUCUACAAGCCCAUUCCCUUCGAGCAGGCCGACGCGAUGCUCGAGUCGUUCGCCCUCGAUGUGCAGGAGGUCAACUUUCCCGUCGCCGUCAUCGCCGCUGCCGCGCGGGGGUUCGAGGACAGCGCGCUGCUCCUGCCCGCCGGCGAGAGGCUGUUCAACGGCUGGCGGGUGGCCCUGCUCGACAAGUGGGUGGGCUGA
Messenger RNA from Verticillium nonalfalfae, 660 nucleotides. RefSeq lists its product as uncharacterized. The annotation marks the transcript as partial. The transcript has a single exon. Gene Ontology annotation, biological process: protein autoubiquitination; proteasome-mediated ubiquitin-dependent protein catabolic process; protein polyubiquitination. Gene Ontology annotation, cellular component: ubiquitin ligase complex; cytosol; nucleus. Gene Ontology annotation, molecular function: ubiquitin protein ligase activity; cyclin binding; ubiquitin conjugating enzyme binding. The record is from RefSeq and is a predicted model, not a curated record. Lineage: Eukaryota; Fungi; Ascomycota; Sordariomycetes; Glomerellales; Plectosphaerellaceae.